AAUGGGAGUAUGUUCAAAUAAGAGUAAAGGGUUGAAAUACUAAGAAGAUGUACUUAAUUAUACCAAAUAGAUUAGUAAUAUUUACAUUUAUUGGAUAUUGAAAAUCCUGUCAAUGUGAAUCAGAAAUAUGCCAAUCAUUUCACUCUAAUUCAAAAUUAAUUUACUGGUAAAGGCAUUAGACGCACUAAUAAAUACACUACCAAUUUAUCAAGGAAUGAGUGGGAAAUGAUGCAGAAUUAAUUUUGGGGUAGAGUAAUAAAGUCAUAUAAAGAUAGUUAUAAGGAUUCAAAAUAUUGGUCAACCAUACGCAAGGCUCUGUCAUAAGAUGAUGAAAGUAUGUCUCAUCUUUACAAUUUAGAAUCCUCUAUUGCCAUAUUGACAUUUUGCAAAUUAAAACUGAUUGGUAACACAAUCCAAUUAUUAAUUACAGAUAGUAUAAAUAUUUUUAAUCAAGAACAAGUAUUUUAAGUUCCAGUAUUUAUUAUUAAUGAACCAAUAUCUUGGAACAAAGAACCCUUAGUUCUGAAUUUUGAAAUAUCUUAGCUGCAAGUAAUCUUUAAAGAUAUUUAGGUGAGGAUACGUAGUAGUAAGCUCCCUAAGGAUUUUUUAAUCUAAACAGAGAGCACAUCAACCGUUCUUGAAAUCAAAUAGAAGAUUUUGGAAGCAGCCAAAGAAAAAACCUGCAGAUUAUAUUUGAAUGGUAGAGAGUUGGCAGAUCAAAAUUACUUGGGAAAUUAUAAUAUUACUUCAGGAACAGUACUAAAAAUAAAUAAGUUAGAUAAUACAGGCUUUUUUGUGAUUAUAUAUUUAAAAAUGGUUGGUAUUAUUUUAUAUUAUGCAUAAACAAAAAGCCUAGAUUCUGUUCAAAUGUCAUCAACAACACGAGAAACCUGAAUAUGAAGAAGCCACUUUUACAAUUGCUAAAAUUAUCGAAAUCAAUAAAUCCACAACAAUUAUCGAAUUAAUUUUAGAGAAUUGCAAGUUCACAUUGGAUUGUGACUUUGGCAUCUAAAUAUCAUCGUAUUUUACCCUUAUUAAUCUAGAUUAUAAUCAUUGAUAUACUUAGGUUUGAAUAACUGCAAUCUAGUUUCUUUGCAAUAUAUUCCAAAAAUUGAAUCAUUGAAGCGAUUGACUUUAGACUAUAAUUUUAUUCACAAUUCUGAACUAAUCCACUUAAAAUAUUACCAAGACAAGCUCUUGUCCUUAUCCAUUAUGCAAAACCAACUAGAUUUCUCAGAUUAAUAAUUAUUGCGAGAAUUCUAUUUAUUUGAGAAAUUAAUUCAAUUAUCAAUUGCAGGGAAUUUUAAAGAUAUAACUGAAUAAGACAGCAUAAUGAUAAGAAAUGAGAUAUUUAAAAAUAUGAAAAACCUUGUAUUUUUAGAUACAAUUGCCAAAGGGGAAUGUAAGGAUUUAUACUCAUACUUUAGAUCUUUCGACUUCUUUGCCAAAUUAAUUUAAUGAUUAAAAAUAGGAACAAGAUUAUUUAUCAAGAAUAGACGUUGUUGACUGGAAACCUGAAAAAGAAUACUAGGAUGUUGAUCAAUGA
Paramecium octaurelia is the source of this 1546-nucleotide messenger RNA. The record is from the annotation of a GenBank genome assembly. Lineage: Eukaryota; Ciliophora; Oligohymenophorea; Peniculida; Parameciidae.